AUGGGAUAUAAAGCAAUAAAAUUAGAUGAAUUUACAUCAAAUGAAACAAUAAAUAAAGCCAUAUUAGGAUUAUCAAUAAUUAGGUUAUUUAUUUUUUUAAUAUUUUUUAUUUUAUCUCUAAACCAAACUUUAAAAGAAAUUAAAAUUGAAAAAGAGAAAUCAAAAAAAUUUUAUUUAAAAAAUGCUAGAAUUUAUUCAUAUGUCACAAUUACAUUAUUUUCUUUAAUGAGAAUGGCAAUGAUUGGAGUCUUUUUUUAUGAUAAAUCAAUUUAUAAUGGUUCAGUAUGGUCAGCUAUGAGUAUUUGGGGUACGUUAUUUCAAUACUUACUUUGGGUAUCAAUUGCAGGAUAUUGGAUGUCAUUAUUAUAUUCUUUUUUUUUAAGUAAGAAUGUUGUAGCUAAAAAUAUAAAUGCUGCUUGGAAUGCUACAUAUUUAAUUGGAUUAGUUUUAAUAAUUUGGACUAUUUCACAAACUAUUUGUAAUUUUUAUUAUGUUAAAUUAAUGAAUUUAAUUUAUGGUCCUGUUCAAGUUGUAAUUAUUAGUGGUAUUGGUACAUUUUAUAUAAUAAAUGGUUUUAUAUUAGUAAGAGGUAUGAAAAGUCAUGAAAUGAAUGGUAGUAAAAUUGAAAAGUUAAAAGAACAAUAUAAAAGGGUUAUUAGAUUAUGUAUUUUAUUAUUUUUAUUUGUUAUUUUGGCACUUGUAUUAUAUUUAAUACAAUAUCAAAUUUUAAAACUUGAAGACUAUGAUAAAGAGAAUUAUAUAUUUUAUAUGUUUGUUUGUUUUUUAGAAUUCUCUCAACUAUUAAUUAUUAUGUAUUCUUUGGGUGGUGAUAGUUUUAAAAAUUAUUUUAUAUUAUAUUCAUUCAGUCCAAUUCAAACAAAAAAUGUAAAUUAUGGAAUUAGUUCAAAUAUCUCUACAGCAUCAUCAACAUCUUCUUCUUCAAAAAAUGAAAUUGAAUUAAAAGUAAAUGAUUAA
Messenger RNA from Dictyostelium discoideum AX4, 975 nucleotides. RefSeq lists its product as hypothetical. Lineage: Eukaryota; Evosea; Eumycetozoa; Dictyosteliales; Dictyosteliaceae. The record is from RefSeq and is a predicted model, not a curated record. The transcript is spliced from 3 exons. The coding region runs from base 1 to 975 and encodes 324 amino acids.